AUGCAGCCCUCCGUCAAAGUACCUCAGGAGUACCCAAGCUCUUUCAAAGGCGACUUCAUACAUCGCAGUCGCCCGAGAGCAGACUCACCUACUUUCGUCAACAGGGUUGUCAGCAAGCUGCUCGCCAUCAUGGAAGUAAAGCACGACGACAAGAGCCCUACACAGGGCCAGGCACAGGAAGUCGAAACUGUAUCGCCGAGCACUGAGGUCUCCUCGGGUGAGAAGUUCCCGCGGCCAGAUGUCUACCAAGAGAGCGGAGUCCAUCACACGAUGAACUUCCAGCUCUUCAUGGGCCUAACAGCAAUGAGCUUCCUCUGGGUUGGAUCGCAGAUUCCAUUGUACCUCUUCGGCAGUGUACUGCCUCGGAUCUAUCAGGACAUUGGAGGUGUCGACCGCUAUACUUGGUUCGUGAUAGGAUAUCUGAUUCCGAACGCCGCAUUGUGUCCAUUCGUUGGCGCGUUGUCCGAUCUCUUCGGGAGGCGCUAUGUCGCAGCUGGCGGGCAGAUCGCUCUCAUUGUUGGGCCCAUCAUUACGGCUACCGCUACGACGAUGAACACAGCCAUUGGCGGUCAAGUAUUCUCCGGCCUGGGCGCCGGCCUGAACGAACUGAUAGCUCUCGCUGGUACUGCUGAGAUGGUGCCUGUCGCUAAGCGUGGCACUUAUGUCGGGCUGGUUGUACUGACUAUUCUCCCAUUCUGUCCAUCGGUCAUCUAUGCGCAACUUAUUGCCGAGGCAAGCAAUUGGCGAUAUAAUGGCAUCCUUGUCUGCGUCUGGAACUUUCUGGGACUGCUAUUCGUCUGGUUCUUCUACAAGGACCCGCCCAAGCCUGCAAACGUGCUGUCGAGGAAGGAGAUCUUGAGCCAGGUCGACUACAUUGGCGGCGCCCUCAGCAUUGGUGGUGUGCUGUGCUUCAUGAUGGGCAUGCAGUGGGGCGGUAAUCAGUAUCCAUGGAGCAGUGCACACGUACUGGCGCCAUUCAUUCUCGGCAUCAUCAUGAUUGUCGCCUUCUUCGUCUACGAAAUCUGGAUCGCUAAGUAUCCUAUGUGCCCGCCCAAGCUCUUCACCAAGGCGAAACGGACAACAAUCAUCAUCCUGCUCAUAACAUUCUUCUCUGGCGGCAACUUCUUUGUCCUCCUGUUGUUCUGGCCAACACAAAUCUACAACGUAUACGGAGAUGAUCCCGUCGGCGUCGGCAUCCGCUCACUGCCGAUCGGGUUCGGCAUCAUUGGAGGAGCGGUGGUUGCCUUGAUCCUGAUCCCCAUCACGGGCGGGCGCAUCAAGAUGAUUUUCAUCAUCGCGACGGCCAUGAUGACGGCUUUCUGCGGCGCGAUCUCCAUCUCCACGCCUCACAACUUGGGCGUCAUGUACGUGCUUGUGACAUUUGCAUCUUUUGGAGUGGGAGGAGUGAUCAUACCGAGCAGUAUCAUCGCACAAAUUUGUUGUCCUAGUGAUUUGAUUGCGACCAUCACGGCGAUUACUUUGGCGAUUCGGUAUAUUGGGGGCGCGAUUGGAUAUACGGCGUAUUACAAUAUCUUCUACCACUACUUCACAAGGUACGCGACCGACAUUGUCGCCACGAAGGCCAUCAUUCUGCAAGGCAUCGUCAGCCCAGCAUACAUCCCUCUUGUCGAAGAGUUGACGCUGUUGGUUGCGAAUGCUCAAUUUGUCGAGCUUCGUGAGCUCAUUGCUAGUGACGACAGGAUUAUGCGGAAGGAUGAGGCGGAGGGCAUCAUCAUUGCUGCUGCGCAGGAGGCGUUCGCGUUGGGGUAUAGGUAUCCUUACUGGAUGAGUAUUGCCUUUGGCAGCAUCUGCCUGAUCUUAGCAUUCUUCCUCAACGACAUCAAGGAGUUGCUGAGUAUGGAGGUGGCCGCCAAUGUGGACCCGAGGGAGACAGAGGCUAACCCCUUGUCGUCCACCAUGCUCGCCAUUCGCCGCAGCGCUCUGCGCAUUUUAUCGUCUUCACCUUCAGCUUUCGCAUAUAAACCGCGGACCAUCACCUCAUUAUCACAGUCAUACCUGAAAGCAAAGCCAGCAGCAUCACUCUCUGGCUUCCAGCGAAGAUGGGCUUCUGGUGAAGCCGCAGCCGAGGAGGAGGCGCCAAUCUCGAAACUGCAGCCAACGCCGCAAGAAGAGGUCGAGAACGCCAUUCACGAAGAUGAGGCAAAGCCAGAAGAUACCCCGGCCGAGGCCAGUGGCACCGACGCCGUUGUACAAGAAAUCGUCGAAGAUGCGCCCGCGUCAGAGACGGCCGCUGUCGAUGCCGACGUUGAAGCUACUCCCAUUCCCUCCGAGCCUCCUGCGCCUGCCUCUCAGGCAGAAUCUCAGGGAGGAUGGAGUCCUGGUCCCAGGGCUGCACGUUUGGACGAGUCACCGGCGGACAAAAUGAAGCGCAUUGCUGAGCCUAAGCGGACUGUCUACAUCGGCAACCUCUUCUUUGAUGUUACCGAGGACGACCUGAAGAAAGAGCUCAUCCGCUUUGGUCCUAUUGAGCAACUCCGGCUGCUGCGCGAUGGUCGCGGUCUCAGCAAAGGCUUCGGCUACGUCGAUUUCGAAACCAUCGAAGCAGCCACCGCCGCCAUCAAUGCUCUGCACCAACAGGUCUACGAAGGCCGUCGCCUAGUCGUCCAGUACGCCGCCUACACCACCCAAUCGGCCCGCGACGCUCGAGCAUCCCGCAUGAACUCCGACGACUCACCGAGAAACCCGCCCUCAAAGACGCUCUUCAUCGGGAACAUGUCGUACGAGAUGACUGAUCGCGAUCUCAAUAACCUGUUCCGAGGCAUCCGCAAUGUCGUUGACGUCCGCGUGGCCAUUGAUCGGAGAACGGGCCAGCCGAGGGGUUUUGCACAUGCUGAUUUCAUUGAUGUUAAGAGUGCUCAGGAGGCAUUGAAGACCUUGUCUACAAAGGAGACGUAUGGGCGGAAGUUGCGGCUUGAUUACAGUUUUGGCAAUAGCAGUGCGGCGAGGAAUGAGCAGCAGCCCCCUCCGACUUCAUGA
Cyphellophora attinorum is the source of this 2997-nucleotide messenger RNA. Its product is annotated as putative HC-toxin efflux carrier TOXA. The transcript is spliced from 12 exons. Gene Ontology annotation, biological process: transmembrane transport. The record is from RefSeq and is a predicted model, not a curated record. Gene Ontology annotation, cellular component: membrane. Gene Ontology annotation, molecular function: RNA binding; transmembrane transporter activity. Lineage: Eukaryota; Fungi; Ascomycota; Eurotiomycetes; Chaetothyriales; Cyphellophoraceae. The coding region runs from base 1 to 2997 and encodes 998 amino acids.